Molecule: messenger RNA, 1828 nt
Organism: Prosopis cineraria
Lineage: Eukaryota; Viridiplantae; Streptophyta; Magnoliopsida; Fabales; Fabaceae
Product: zingipain-2-like
Exons: 5
Coding region: 367-1668 (433 amino acids)
Cellular component (GO): lysosome
Molecular function (GO): cysteine-type endopeptidase activity
Source: RefSeq, a predicted model, not a curated record
GGCACUUGCUUUUCAAUCUCGUGGUUUUCUUCUGUGUGUCACUGUCCGGAUGCGGGCGGUCUUGAAGAAAUAAACGUCCUCUUUAUCCUCCCCAAAAGGCCAAAAGCAGCCACAGAAAAGGGGAAAGGGUUGUUAUAUAUAUAUAUAUAUAUAUAAUUUCUUCAGUAGCAAUCAGAUUUAGUCAGUUGGGGGAGGCGAAUUUGAUCAGAACACACCGGAAGGAAAACUCGAGAUUGGUCAGUGAAAGACGAAACAUCAGUAGAAUCCUCAUCUCCAAAAACGAAAACGAAAAGAUUUUGCUAGGUAGAUUCCGUUGUUAGAUUUCAUUAACUCGAGCAAUACAAAUCCAGGAAAAGGGAAGGAAACAUGAGGGCCACUCCCAUUUUAAUCAGUCUGGUUCUUAUUCUCUCUCUUUUCUCUGUCUCUUCUUCCGCCAACACCUCUGAACUGUUUGAAAGCUGGUGUAAGCAACAUGGCAAAACCUACUCUUCCGAACAGGAGAAACUGUACAGAUUCAAAGUAUUCGAGGACAACUAUGCCUUUGUUUCCGAGCACAAUGAAAUGGGCAAUUCUAGUUAUACACUCUCCCUCAAUACCUUUGCUGAUCUCACCAACCAUGAAUUCAAGGUCUCUCGUUUAGGUUUAUCCCCUGCUUUGCUUCGAUUCGACCAUCGAACGAUCCAGCAGCCCGAUGACCUCAUCCUACAGAGUCUUCCCACUGAGGUUGAUUGGAGAAAGAAAGGGGCGGUAACUCAGGUCAAGGACCAAGCCAGUUGCGGUGCUUGUUGGUCGUUCUCAGCAACAGGAGCUAUUGAGGGAAUAAAUAAGAUUGUUACGGACUCUCUUGUUAGCCUCUCUGAACAAGAGUUGGUAGAUUGUGACAGAACCUAUAACACUGGCUGCCAGGGUGGACUUAUGGAUUAUGCUUAUCAGUUUGUCAUUGACAACCAUGGGAUUGACACGGAGGAAGAUUACCCAUACCAAGGUCGUGAAAGGUCUUGCAUCAAGGAUAAGUUAGGAAGGCAUGUUGUUACGAUUGAUGGUUAUACUGAUGUGCCUCCGAAUGAUGAGAAGCAGCUAUUAAAGGCUGUUGCAACCCAGCCUGUAAGCGUUGGCAUAUGUGGGAGUGAUAGAGCCUUCCAGUUAUACUCUAAGGGUAUUUUCACCGGCCCAUGUUCAACUUCUUUGGAUCACGCGGUGUUGAUUGUAGGAUAUGGUUCAGAAAAUGGAGUGGAUUACUGGAUUGUGAAGAAUUCAUGGGGAACUAGUUGGGGAAUGAAUGGUUACAUACACAUGCGGCGAAACACCGAAAACUCUCAAGGGCUAUGUGGAAUCAACAUGUUAGCAUCGUAUCCAACCAAGACCAGCCCUAAUCCUCCUCCUCCAUCUCCACCAACUCCUAUUAAAUGUAAUCUCUUCACUUAUUGUGCGCAAGGAGAGACCUGUUGCUGUGCUAGACGCUUUCUUGGUAUAUGCAUUUCAUGGAAAUGUUGUGGCUUAUCAUCUGCCGUCUGCUGCAAGGACAAUCGCCAUUGCUGCCCCCAUGACUAUCCUGUUUGUGACAUCAGAAGUGGUCAAUGUCUUAAGGGAAAUGCAAAUAUGACGAGGACAAAGGCGCGUGAGAUUGAGGGCCCUUUCCAUAAGCCUAAGGGUUGGAAUUCUCAGUGAGGAGUUCAUGUUAUAUACUUCACCUGUUGCGUUUCAGAGCAGAAAUUUGCAUUCUAGCUUAGCGAGGAAUUUGACUGCUGGGAUAUUUGUAUCACGAGGCGGAUAAUAAAACUUUUAUUUUUUAAGUUUGUCUUUAUAUCAAUUUGAUCUUUUUAGUUUA